CACGUUUGAAAGUGCCAAGACGUCGACGACUACCAUGACAACUGAACCGCCCCUGAUGCCGCCCAUGCCCUCGGCGCUGACCUUUAAGCUGGUUGCACGGUGCUCUACUACAAAGGCACGUGCAGCCACGCUUGUCCUCCCUCAUGGCCCUGUUCAGCUGCCCCUCUUCAUGCCCGUUGCGACGCAGGCGUCUCUUAAGGGCCUUACGCCAGAGCAAUUGGAAGAGACAGGCUGUCGACUAUGUUUGAACAACACCUACCAUCUAGGUCUCAAGCCUGGUCAGGAGGUGCUUGAUACCAUCGGCGGGGCACAUAAACUGCAGGGCUGGAAACACAACCUCCUUACUGACAGCGGCGGCUUCCAAAUGGUCUCCCUCCUCGAGCUCGCCACCAUCACCGAAGAAGGAGUCCGCUUCCUCUCCCCCCACGACGGCUCCCCCAUGCUCCUCACCCCCGAACACUCCAUCAGUCUCCAAAACACCAUCGGCUCCGACAUAAUCAUGCAACUCGACGACGUCCUCGUGACCACCUCCCCCGACACCGCCCGCAUGCGCGAAGCCAUGCUCCGCUCCAUCCGCUGGCUCGACCGCUGCAUCGCCGCGCACGCGAAGCCUGAGUCCCAAAACCUCUUCUGCAUUAUCCAGGGCGGGCUGGAUCUGGAUAUGCGUCGCGAGUGCUGCGAGGCGAUGGCGGCGCGCGGGACGCCAGGGAUUGCGAUUGGAGGGCUUAGUGGGGGGGAGGCGAAGGCGGAUUAUUGUCGCGUCGUGGAUGCGUGUACGGGGCAGCUUCCGGAGAAUAAGCCGCGGUAUGUGAUGGGGAUUGGGUAUCCUGAGGAUCUGGUGGUGAGUGUUGCCUUAGGAGCGGACAUGUUUGACUGCGUGUGGCCGACGCGGACAGCGCGAUUCGGGAACGCGGUGACGGGGAAGGGGGUGCUGAAUAUGCGGCACGCGAGGUAUGCGGAUGAUCUUGGCCCGAUCGAGGAGGGGUGCGGCUGUAGGUGUUGUAGGGAGGGUGAGGGGGGACUGGGGGUGACGAGGGCGUUUGCGCAUCAUCUCGCGGCGAAGGAGACGGUGGGGGCGCAUCUGUUGACGAUUCAUAAUGUGUGGUAUCAGUUGGAGCUGAUGAGGGGAGUGAGGCAGGCGAUUGUGGAGGAUAGGUAUCCGGCGUUCUUGAGGCGGUUUUUUUCGGACCUGUAUGAGGGGGAUAAGGAGAGGUAUCCGGAGUGGGCGGUGGAUGCGUUGAGGGGGGUGGGUGUGGAUCUUAUGGGGCCGGAGUGAGGGGUGGAGUUCUCAUGGGUCUGGCGGCAGGACGGGUGGUAGUGUUGCGGGGUAUGCUUCCGGGCAUAUUGAGGCCAUUGGAGGUUUGCAAAUAGCCAGUAGAUCUCAUUGUUGCUUGAAGGGUUUAGAGUAGCUGUGAUCAGAAUAUCAAAAUAGCAGCCCCCAACCGCUUAAAGCUAUAUUCCGGAUCGUGGAUCCGACCUCCAAGUUUCGGCCCCCGGCUAAUCAGGGGAUGCGGGCGAGAUUUUCUUGCCGAUGCCCCUUAAAGUCGAUUCAUUGUUUUCCGGCUGAAGAGCUAAAACAUGAUUUGAUUUACGGUUCUUUUCCUCGGUGAGACGGCAAUAAUAAUUGUUUUCCAAUCAUGACCUUCAACGUGGUUUGUUCUCGGCGAGAUAUUCAACAGCCGAGCGACGUUUUGGGAAUAAUUGGGCCUGAUGCACGGUUCUUCUCCUCGGCGAGAUAUUGAACAAAAAAAUAGGGUAGUAUUUUCGAAAAUCUCGGCGUCGGCGUGGGGGCCGCCUCGAAAUUACCACUAUCUGCCUG
Molecule: messenger RNA, 1819 nt
Organism: Pseudogymnoascus verrucosus
Lineage: Eukaryota; Fungi; Ascomycota; Leotiomycetes; Thelebolales; Thelebolaceae
Exons: 3
Coding region: 35-1276 (413 amino acids)
Cellular component (GO): cytosol
Molecular function (GO): tRNA-guanosine(34) queuine transglycosylase activity
Source: RefSeq, a predicted model, not a curated record